Dictyostelium purpureum is the source of this 438-nucleotide messenger RNA. RefSeq lists its product as uncharacterized. The record is from RefSeq and is a predicted model, not a curated record. The transcript is spliced from 2 exons. Bases 1 to 438 code for a protein of 145 amino acids. Lineage: Eukaryota; Evosea; Eumycetozoa; Dictyosteliales; Dictyosteliaceae.
AUGUCAACAAAUAUAAAUAAUAAUAACAAUAGUAAUAUCAAAAUUAAUAAUAAUAACAAUAAUAUUAAUAUAAACCAACAAAAUAUGACAAAUACAAAUCUCAAUACAAAUGCAAUGUUUUCUCAACAGCAACAACCACCUAAUAUGAAUAUAGCUAAUUUAAACACUACACAAUUAAACUCCCUUCAUAUAUCAAGCCCAAAUUUAAAUAUGCACAAUAACCAAAAUAACGAUAAUAUAAUAAACAAUAAUAAUAAUAAUAUUAAUAAUAUUAAUAAUAAUAAUAAUAAUAAUAAUAAUAAUAACAAUUUAAAUGGAGAAAGUAAUGAUUUUGAAACGAACCCAUACCAACAAGAUAUAGGCGAUGUUUGUUUUAUGGUAGAGAAAAUACAUGUAGAUAAAGAAGAAUCAGAUUCAUAUAUGCCGUAUAUUUGUUAA